UUGAAAAGAGGAAGGAAGUGGGGCCCGGAGGAGCGCCUAGCCACCCCCUGGCUGCUUCCCCACAGGACGACGUGAGGCACCCGCAGCUCCAGUGGCCCAGCCAUGGCCCCCUGGCGUAAAACUGACAAGGAGCGACACGGCGUGGCAAUAUACAACUUCCAGGGCAGUGGAGCUCCCCAGCUCUCCCUGCAGAUUGGUGACGUGGUGCGAAUACAGGAGACCUGUGGAGAUUGGUAUAGGGGAUACCUCCUAAAGCACAAAAUGUUACAGGGAAUUUUCCCGAAAUCCUUUAUCCACAUCAAGGAAGUGACCGUGGAGAAAAGAAGAAAUAUCGAGAACAUCAUUCCUGCAGAAAUUCCUCUGGCACAAGAAGUGACAACAACACUUUGGGAAUGGGGCAGCAUCUGGAAACAGCUCUACGUGGCCAGCAAAAAGGAGCGGUUCAUGCAGGUGCAGUCCAUGAUGUACGACCUGAUGGAGUGGCGGUCCCAGCUCCUCUCGGGAACUCUGCCCAAAGACGAGCUGAAGGAACUGAAGCAAAAAGUCACAUCCAAAAUUGACUAUGGCAACAAAAUUCUUGAGCUUGAUCUGAUUGUCAGAGAUGAUGAUGGGAAUAUCUUGGACCCCGAUAAUACCAGUGUCAUCAGCUUGUUCCAUGCACAUGAGGAAGCAACUGAUAAGAUCACAGAGCGCAUCAAGGAAGAAAUGUCAAAAGACCAGCCAGAUUAUGGAAUGUAUUCCCGGAUCUCCUCAUCCCCCACCCAUAGCCUCUAUGUCUUUGUGAGGAACUUUGUGUGCCGAAUUGGGGAAGAUGCUGAGCUCUUCAUGUCUCUCUAUGAUCCCAACAAACAAACGGUCAUAAGUGAGAACUACUUGGUCAGAUGGGGCAGCAAGGGCUUCCCGAAGGAGAUCGAGAUGCUCAACAACCUGAAAGUGGUCUUCACGGAUCUCGGAAACAAAGACCUCAACAGGGAUAAAAUUUACUUGAUUUGUCAAAUAGUCCGAGUUGGGAAGAUGGAUCUCAAGGAUACGAAUACGAAAAAGUGCACGCAGGGACUAAGGCGACCCUUUGGGGUGGCAGUUAUGGACAUAACAGACAUCAUCAAGGGGAAAUCAGAGAGUGAUGAAGAAAAGCAGCACUUCAUUCCUUUUCACCCAGUGACAGCUGAGAAUGACUUCCUUCACAGCCUGCUGAGCAAAGUCACAGCCUCCAAAGGAGACAGUGGAGGGCAAGGCCUCUGGGUGACCAUGAAGAUGCUUGUGGGUGACAUCAUUCAAAUCCGCAAGGACUACCCACACCUGGUGGACAGGACCACUGUGGUCGCCAGGAAGCUGGGCUUCCCAGAGAUCAUCAUGCCAGGGGAUGUCAGGAACGACAUCUACAUCACUCUCUCACAAGGCGACUUUGACAAGUACAACAAGACCACGCAGAGGAAUGUGGAAGUGAUCAUGUGUGUGUGCGCGGAGGAUGGCAAAACGCUGCCUAAUGCAAUUUGCGUGGGAGCUGGGGAUAAGCCCAUGAAUGAAUAUCGGUCCGUUGUGUACUAUCAAGUCAAACAGCCACGGUGGAUGGAAACAGUCAAGGUGGCUGUCCCUAUCGAAGACAUGCAGAGGAUCCAUUUGAGAUUCAUGUUUCGGCAUCGAUCAUCCCUGGAAUCUAAAGAUAAAGGAGAAAAGAACUUUGCCAUGUCCUAUGUGAAGCUGAUGAAGGAAGAUGGGACCACUCUGCAAGAUGGACCCCACGACUUGGUUGUCCUGAAGGGAGAGAGUAAGAAGAUGGAGGAUGCCAGUGCUUACCUGACCCUUCCUUCUUAUCGACACCAUAUGGAAAACAAGGGGGCCACCUUGAGUCGAAGCUCCAGUAGUGUUGGGGGGCUCUCUGUCAGCUCCCGGGAUGUGUUCUCCAUUUCCACCCUGGUGUGUUCCACAAAGCUCACCCAAAAUGUGGGCUUGCUGGGUUUGCUGAAGUGGCGUAUGAAGCCUCAGCUGCUACAGGAGAAUUUAGAGAAAUUGAAGAUCGUCGAUGGAGAGGAAGUGGUGAAGUUUCUCCAAGAUACUCUGGAUGCCCUCUUCAAUAUCAUGAUGGAGCAUUCUCAAAGCAAUGAGUAUGAUAUCCUCGUCUUUGAUGCUUUGAUCUACAUAAUAGGACUCAUUGCUGACCGGAAAUUCCAGCAUUUCAAUACCGUUCUGGAGGCUUACAUUCAACAGCAUUUCAGUGCCACCUUGGCUUACAAGAAAUUGAUGACGGUGCUGAAGACUUACUUGGAUACCUCCAGCAGAGGGGAGCAAUGUGAGCCGAUCCUAAGAACCCUGAAAGCUUUGGAAUAUGUAUUCAAGUUCAUUGUUCGAUCGAGGACAUUAUUUUCACAGCUUUAUGAAGGCAAAGAACAGAUGGAGUUUGAAGAAUCCAUGAGACGGCUCUUUGAAUCCAUCAACAACCUGAUGAAAAGUCAACAUAGAACAACCAUCCUUUUGCAGGUGGCGGCUUUGAAAUACAUCCCAUCUGUCCUCCAUGAUGUGGAAACGGUCUUCGAUGCAAAGUUACUCAGCCAACUCCUGUAUGAGUUCUACACCUGCAUCCCCCCUGUGAAACUCCAGAAGCAGAAAGUCCAAUCCAUGAAUGAGAUAGUCCAGAGCAACCUCUUUAAGAAGCAAGAGUGCCGGGACAUUCUUCUUCCUGUCAUCACCAAAGAACUGAAGGAGCUGCUGGAUCAGAAGGAUGAGAUGCAACACCAGGUCCAGGAGAAGAAGUACUGUGUCGAACUACUCAACAGCAUUUUGGAGGUCCUCAGCUGUCAGGAUGCGGCCUUCACCUACCACCACAUCCAAGAAAUCAUGGUCCAGCUUCUUCGCACAGUGAACCGGACGGUCAUCACGAUGGGACGGGAUCAUGUUCUGAUUAGUCACUUCGUGGCAUGUAUGACAGCAAUCUUAAACCAGAUGGGUGACCAGCAUUAUUCCUUCUAUAUUGAGACCUUCCAGACCAGCUCUGAACUUGUGGACUUCUUGAUGGAGACAUUCAUCAUGUUCAAGGACCUCAUUGGGAAAAAUGUGUAUCCUGGAGACUGGAUGGCCAUGAGUAUGGUUCAGAACAGGGUCUUCCUGAGGGCUAUCAACAAGUUCGCAGAAACCAUGAACCAGAAGUUCCUGGAACACACAAACUUUGAGUUCCAGCUGUGGAACAACUAUUUUCAUCUGGCGGUGGCUUUCAUCACUCAGGACUCUCUGCAGCUGGAGCAGUUCUCGCACGCCAAAUACAACAAAAUCCUGAAUAAGUAUGGGGACAUGAGACGGCUCAUUGGCUUCUCCAUCCGCGACAUGUGGUACAAACUGGGCCAGAACAAAAUCUGCUUCAUCCCUGGCAUGGUGGGACCUAUAUUAGAGAUGACACUUAUCCCCGAGGCUGAGCUCCGGAAAGCCACCAUACCAAUCUUCUUCGACAUGAUGCUGUGUGAAUAUCAAAGGAGUGGGGAUUUCAAAAAGUUUGAAAAUGAAAUCAUCCUCAAGCUGGACCACGAGGUGGAAGGGGGUCGAGGGGACGAACAAUACAUGCAGCUGCUAGAGUCCAUUGACCCUCCUUCCCCCACUCUGGAGGCAGAGCAGAUUCCCAGCAGUACCCUGUCCCCCUUCUGUCACUGUGCACAGCCCUCACUAAACACAUGGAUUGCAAAGGUAGCUCAGCCAGAAGGAGAAGCUCACUGUCUGCCCCUCGGCCUGAUGGAGUGUGCUGCAGAGCACCCGACUAUUUUCAAGUCGGUGGAAAACUUUGUGAACCUGGUGAAAGGCCUCCUGGAGAAGCUGCUCGAUUACCGGGGUGUGAUGGCGGAUGAGAGCAAAGACAACCGCAUGAGCUGCACCGUGAAUCUGCUGAAUUUCUACAAAGAUAACAACCGGGAAGAGAUGUACAUAAGGUACCUGUACAAACUCCGUGAUCUUCACUUGGACUGUGAAAAUUACACAGAGGCUGCCUACACACUCCUUCUCCAUACCUGGCUUCUCAAGUGGUCGGAUGAGCAGUGUGCCUCGCAGGUCAUGCAGACAGGCCAGCAACACCCCCAGACUCACCGACAGCUGAAGGAGACGCUCUAUGAGAUCAUCAUAGGCUACUUUGACAAAGGAAAGAUGUGGGAAGAAGCCAUCAGUCUGUGCAAGGAGCUGGCGGAACAGUAUGAGAUGGAGAUCUUUGACUAUGAGCUCCUGAGCCAGAACCUGAUCCAGCAGGCAAAAUUCUAUGAAAACAUCAUGAAAAUCCUCAGGCCCAAGCCAGACUACUUUGCCGUUGGAUACUACGGCCAGGGAUUUCCCUCCUUUCUGCGGAACAAAGUAUUCAUCUACCGAGGGAAGGAGUAUGAGCGGAGAGAAGAUUUCCAGAUGCAGCUGAUGAGCCAGUUCCCCAAUGCAGAGAAGAUGAACACAACCUCUGCCCCUGGGGAUGAUGUCAAGAAUGCCCCAGGCCAGUACAUCCAGUGUUUCACUGUCCAGCCGGUCUUGGAUGAACACCCAAGGUUCAAGAAUAAGCCAGUGCCUGACCAGAUAAUAAACUUUUAUAAAUCCAACUAUGUGCAAAAGUUCCACUACUCCCGGCCUGUACGCAAAGGGACCGUCGACCCUGAGAAUGAAUUUGCCUCGAUGUGGAUCGAGAGAACCUCCUUCAUAACUGCCUACAAGCUUCCGGGGAUCCUGCGCUGGUUUGAGGUGGUGCAUAUGUCCCAGACCACAAUUAGCCCUCUGGAGAACGCCAUCGAAACCAUGUCCACAGCCAACGAGAAGAUUCUGAUGAUGAUCAACCAGUACCAGAGUGACGAAAGCCUCCCCAUUAACCCGCUCUCCAUGCUCCUGAACGGGAUCGUGGACCCCGCUGUCAUGGGAGGGUUUGCCAAGUAUGAGAAGGCCUUUUUUACAGAGGAGUACACAAGGGAUCACCCAGAGGACCAGGAAAAACUGAGCCGCCUCAAGGACCUGAUCGCGUGGCAGAUCCCUUUCCUGGGAGCUGGGAUUAAAAUCCAUGAGAAAAGGGUGUCAGAGAAUCUGCGGCCCUUCCACGACCGGAUGGAAGAAUGUUUCAAGAACCUGAAAGUGAAGGUGGAGAAGGAGUAUGGUGUCAGAGAAAUGCCCGACUUUGAGGACAGGCGUGUGGGCCGCCCACGGUCCAUGCUGCGCUCCUACAGGCAGAUGUCCAUCAUCUCUAUGGCUUCCAUGAACUCUGACUGCAGCACCCCCAGCAGGACCACCUCUGAGAGCUUUGACCUGGAAUUAGCAACUCCGAAGACUCCAAAAGCGGAGCCGGUGGAGAUGAUCUCCGUGGGGAGCACUCUGCCAGAAGUCAAGCUACGGCGGUCCAAGAAGAGGGCCAAGAGGAGCAGCGUGGUGUUUGCAGAUGAGAAGGCUGCGGCCGAGUCGGACCUGAAGCGGCUUUCCAGGAAGCACGAGUUCAUGAGUGACACCAACCUCUCGGAGCAUGCGGCCAUUCCCCCCAGGGCAUCCAUCCUCUCUCAGAUGAGUUUUGCCAGUCAGUCCAUGCCCACCAUCCCAGCCCUCACGCUCUCCGUGGCAGGCGUGCCUGGGAUAGAGGACUCCAGCUCGUCCCCCCGCCUCAGCCAGACCUUCUUCCCUCUCUCAGACGGCGACAAGAAGACGCUCAAACGGAAGAAAGUAAAUCAGUUCUUCAAGACGAUGCUGGCCAGCAAAUCCGCUGAAGAAGGCAAACAGAUCCCUGACAUCCUAUCCUCGGACCUGUGAGCUGCAACCAGGGCUGCACAAGGAGAGCCAGCGAGAGAACUUUCCAGAGGAAAAGAGACAUGGUGGGACACUGAGACCUCAAAGUGGGGUACCUCAUUCCGGUUGCUCUCCCUAAGAGGAACAAGGGCUGAUCUUGGCCCCCACUCCUUGUGAUCCAAGCGCCCGGUGAAGACGCCCCUGCCCGGAUUCGGGGCUGUGUGCACAAGGAGCCAGCAAGAAGGUUCUCUCCCACCGCGCUCUCCCCAACAUCCUCGGCGCAUCUUUUUAUAACCCGGUUUCUUAGCUAUAAGGAGCUGUAUUUUUGUUUCAUUUUUUUAAGUCCUAGCACCUAACAGAGCAGCCUCUUAAAUAUUCUUUUAUUUUAUUUUUGGUUACUAUUUUGUAUUUCCCAUUUUUUAAUACAACCAACCAAAGUGUUACUGUUUUCUUACUGACAAUAAAAAUGUGUGCAUGGCUCCCA
Molecule: messenger RNA, 6199 nt
Organism: Mustela lutreola (European mink)
Lineage: Eukaryota; Metazoa; Chordata; Mammalia; Carnivora; Mustelidae
Gene: DOCK2
Product: dedicator of cytokinesis 2
Exons: 53
Coding region: 103-5739 (1878 amino acids)
Biological process (GO): actin cytoskeleton organization; small GTPase-mediated signal transduction; cell migration
Cellular component (GO): cytoplasm; plasma membrane
Molecular function (GO): small GTPase binding; GTPase activator activity; guanyl-nucleotide exchange factor activity
Source: RefSeq, a predicted model, not a curated record